Messenger RNA from Ochotona curzoniae (black-lipped pika), 1740 nucleotides. RefSeq names its product ubiquilin-3-like. Lineage: Eukaryota; Metazoa; Chordata; Mammalia; Lagomorpha; Ochotonidae. The record is from RefSeq and is a predicted model, not a curated record. Bases 1 to 1581 code for a protein of 526 amino acids. The transcript has a single exon. Gene Ontology annotation, molecular function: polyubiquitin modification-dependent protein binding. Gene Ontology annotation, cellular component: cytosol. Gene Ontology annotation, biological process: ubiquitin-dependent protein catabolic process.
AUGGCAUGGGCUAGGGAAGAAGCAGGGGACAGUCAGCUGGUGUCCGGUCGGGAACCAUCACCAUGCAUCAUCAGAGUGACUGUCAAGACCCCAAAGGACUGCCAAGAAUUUAUGUUGGCAGAAAAUAGCAGUGUCUACCAUUUUAAGAAGGAAAUCUCCAAACGCAUUCAUUGUGACACUGAUCGACUGGCACUCAUCUUCAAUGGAAAGAUACUCCGUGAUCAAGACAUAUUGAGCCAGCGUGGUAUCCUUGAUGGCGCUACAGUCCACUUGGUGGUGAGGACCCAUUCAAAAGGGUUAGCUGGUUCUAGAAUUCUGUCACGUCCCACAGGUCCCACCCAUCAUUCUGAACCAUCAGCUUCUGAGGGUGCUGGCACGCUAGCUAUGCUGGAUCAGCUGGCCCGAAGUUCACCUGGUCUAGCUAACUUCUUUGGCCAGCUGACUCAACUUCUGAUGGCUACACCUGAGUGUGCGGUACACUUCUUGGAAGACCCUCUAGUUCAAAGAUUGGCAACUGAGAAACCAGUCAAUGUCACUCAUGUUCCAGAAUCUUCAAAGCCCAAACAGAAACCUGAGUCAGCUUUUAAGCGUUUGGAAACCUUGAAGAACCCAGCCCAGAAACAGCCACUCCUCCAAGCAGAUAGGCAGAAGCUAGAGGCUUUGAAGCUAGUGCCUGGGGGUGACAAUGCUUUACGUCCAAUCUGCUCUGAUGUCCAGCAGUUCAUGAUCUCAAUACUGGCCUUAUUGGCUGCUUCCAAGGGCCAUAGCCUAGGUUUAGAAUCUUGCAGAGGGGAAGUCAAUACUCAGAACAGUGCUGACACCAACACAACCAUCCCCACUACCUCGGCACAUGCCAGGCCAUUGCUGCGAGAAGUCAGUGUAAGAAUGGACACCCAAGGUGUCAGGGGCAUGGCCUCAAAUCAGACCAAUUCAGGGUGCAGGGUUGGAAUGCAGGGUUUUUCUUCAAGUCAGGAUGCUUCCUCCCAGGAGAGUGAGCAUAUGGAGAAAGUCACUCAAACCAGUCAGCCAAAAUUCUCACCCUCUGCUUUGUGUCAAAUCUUGCAUGUCUUGCAACAAAAUCCAGCUUUAUUACACCAACCAGCAACUGGUAUCCCUCUGAGACAUCAUAUGCCACUACUUCCCAUCCUCACCAACCCUCGAGCAGUGCAGGCAUUGAUGCAAAUAGAACAUGGCUUACAGAUACUAUCCAGGGAGGUACCUGGACUGGCACCAAUCUUAUGUGAUCCAACUAGGAUAUGGGACCUGGCUAGACCACGGUGUGCUAGAGGCAUCCCUGAAGUUAGGAUUGGAAGACAAGGUUAUAGAGAAGACUCUGUGCAACCCACCUUGGUCAUUCUUCAUCUUUUGCACGUACUGGCCAAUUCUUAUUCCCAGGCUAUCCAAUCUUCACUUUCUUCUUCCCUGCUCACUGAAGGUCUCUAUCAGCAAGAACUAGAGCAGCUGAAGGCCCUGGGUUUUGCUAACCAUGAUGCCAAUCUUCAGGCCCUGAUGGCCACAGGUGGAGACAUCUAUGCUGCCAUUGAGAAGCUGUCGGGGGGUCCUACAGGCCUAAGUCAUUAAAACUGAUGUUCGCAUUGCACCACUCUGCAGAGAGGAAGGAAAAGGAAGGGUAAGGGAAGAGAAUUAGCUUAUUUUGGAAAUUCUUCCUACAUAGAUCAUGUGCAUAUUUGGACAAACACCAUGUCACUGCCCAAGCUGUUCUACAUUAAAGAUUGCUUG